UUUAAAACCCUGCAUACGACGGGGAAGGUAGAGUUGCGAGUCUUGCGACCGUGUUAGUGAAGUUGUUGACUGACGAAGCGAAACACAGCGACCAAGUUCAGGCGCGAGCUCCGAGACCAGUUAUCUUAUCCCCUUUCAUCAGCGAUGGCUCAAGAAGCAAAACCCAUCACAAGUCCUGUACCAGAAGCGUUGUAUCCGACAUUGGCCCUUUUCAUGCUUGCGAUCGGCUUAGUAGUCACCGCUUCAUUCUUCAUCUAUGCAGCCACUGCAUCCAAACAAUAUCGCAGUUUAGCAAAGGAGCUUGCAACUGGUGCGGCGGCAUCUGUUUUCUUGGGCUUUGGAUCAUUAUUUCUGCUACUUACUUGCGGAGUUUACGUUUGACUUCUAUAGAUGGUUGACAGGGGUUUGCAAAAAAAAAAAUAUAUUUCAGAAGAAUUUUAUUUCAAAAUGGUACUUUGAUGUUAUUUCUAGAAAUUAUGCUUAGUUGUUAAUGUGAGACCAACCCUAAGGUGGCAUUUAAUCAAAGGCCACCCAAUUUUGUUCA
This is a messenger RNA of Macadamia integrifolia, 544 nucleotides long. Its product is annotated as transmembrane protein 258-like. NCBI's taxonomy places the organism in Eukaryota, Viridiplantae, Streptophyta, Magnoliopsida, Proteales, Proteaceae. Gene Ontology annotation, cellular component: membrane-bounded organelle. The transcript is spliced from 4 exons. The record is from RefSeq and is a predicted model, not a curated record. Gene Ontology annotation, biological process: protein N-linked glycosylation. Bases 145 to 381 code for a protein of 78 amino acids.